CUUGUUAUGGUCUAUUUUCACGCAAAAGCCGACUGCAAUUUGCAGCCGUAUGUCAGUCAAUAUUUAUAAACUUGCUGUGAUCAGCUACCGUACUACAAGAAAAUAUGAAAAUAAAUAACUCUGAAUUGGUCACUACUAGUUAGACAACCAACAGUACCCUUGAUAACACAGCAUAAUUAUCAAACAGUAUUUUGGGUGGCAUAGUCACUAUCACAAGGGUCUGUCAUUGACACCGACGCGAAAGGUUUUACUUUUUGGUUGGAGGUCAGGAAGUCAAGUUCACGUGCCAAUGUGAGGAAAAUUAGGGGUUUUCCUUUGAACGUUUGGAAGGAAUAGCGUGAGGGGUCGGAUAGUUGUGGAAUUGAUGUCUGGUGGGUUUUGGUUUUGUUUGUCAAUCGGCCGAUGUAACGGACUUUUGCUGAGCGGAAGCAAGGGUUAGAAGCGUGUUUUCUAUGCCGGUGUGCUAGGGAAAUUUUAUAUUUUCCCGGAUAAUCACAGCCCUCUUUGAGGGUGCAAGUGUGAGGUCCUAGGUAUACCUACCCAAAUAUAUUAGUCUUCGCAUGGCAUAGGGUUCUGCCUAAGGUGAAGUCACAAUGAUUAAAUACCAAGCUUAACGACUGAAGUUUGGCUAUGUAAGUAAGGGAAAGCAGAAAUCGAAAGGUAGGAGGAUUUUUCCUUUUUUUUCUUUGGAGUAUUGGAUUUUCAACGCAGAAAAUUCUACACAGUGGUUAUGUUAAUAUCGUGCGGCUAAGUGGACUGAAACAUUAUCACUUUUCGUUUAAUUUAAGGUUGUUCAUACUUUAAUAACAUUUUCUAUUUUGUUUUUCCUUUUCUUUUUUUAUAUAUAUACAGUAUAAUAUCAAUGUGAGCCUAUAUAGAUCUAUAAGGAGUUUAAUACCGUAACAUGUAUGAAUACAACCUUGGUUACAUUUAAAUAUUUAAUAAUAUUAACUUAAAUAAUUAUGUAUUAUAAAAUGUUUUUUUUUUAUGAGAUUAGGAUUUCUUUUAACUUCUGAUAUUUACCUAUUUAUCGGUUAGAAGUAAGUAAUUUUACGUAGUGGUAUCUGGGGAAAACCGAUUGGCGCAACCGGGUUAACACUAUAAAAGAUAUUUAGGCAUUAAGUACUUAGGUACGACUCACGAUAUCGCCUUCUUCUGAGCUAAGCCGGAAUACCACUGUUAAGGUCACCGUUCUUAGAGUCCUAUGAUCAAAACUCAAUUUUCAAUUUUUUUUUUUAUAUUUUUUUUAUUUAACCAGCGCAGCGGUAGCAAAGACCGUAACAAGUGGCGCCCAAACGUGAUUUUUUAUACAGUGUGCACCAUAACUUAUGCAUAGAAUUUACCAAAAUAAUUUAAUUUUAUUCAUAUUUCAUUUAUUCAUUUAGUAUGUACCAUUAAUAUAUUCUAAAUAAUCCAGUAUUAUUUAUCACUAUUUACAUAUCACAGUGAUAUUAUCAUAUUUAUAUUGUAUCGAGUCUUAAUUUAAGAGUCUACACACUUAAAUUAGUUGUUGUGGUGUCAAAAUAUUAGUUAGUAAGAAUUCUUUAGUACGGUAUUGUGCUUUAUACAUUUCCACUUAGAAUUUGAUUGAUUUUGCUUGAUAAUCCAAUUUUGACUUAAGUAACGACUUAUAUGGGUAAUUAUUUUAAAUUUCCCUACAGUUUCCUACAGUAAAAACAGUUUUAUGGGUUUACUAAUUUUGCUUUUACUGCUGGUCCUUUAUAUUUUUUUGAAGGGGGUGAGGAAAUAUAAAUAAAUUUUCUUCUUCUUUUUUUUUUAUUAUUUUUUUAUUGUUGUAAAGUAAUUUGUGGCUCGGACUGUUUACCCAAAAUGGAUAUUUAUAGGUUACGUAGCGACGAGUUAACUUAUGAACUCACAAGUAGAGGCUAUGACAUUGGAGACGGUAAGGUAGAGACUAAGCGCAAUUUACUACGGAGUGCUAUAAAAGCAGAGAUUUUAGGAAGAAUUAAACCCAGAACGGUGGAAUUCGAUCCCGUAUCGGAAUUAGGUAUUUGUUCCGGUAAAAUUCAGGAAAUAGUAGGGGACUUAGAACAAUUCGAUAUUAAUAACGUUAGAUCUGAAUAUGCUAGGAUUAACACCAGGUUACUUCAUGUUAGUAGAAGAGUGGAAAAUAUUUGUGCUCCUUUAGAGCUUAGAGAUGAGAAACGGAACAUGAUGGAUUUAAUGAAGGACUUAGUAGUUAAUUUAGAGACACUAGUUACAGGUGGUACAUUAGAAGCUGUCGGUCAAGAUGACCCUACGUCAUCUUCCAGCUUAUUGGAUGCGAGUACAGACGAAUUGGCAGACCUUUUACAUAGAUCAUCGGCGAUAGGAGAAACAGUAUAUGGUACAGAAACGAAUAAUCCUAAUAAGUUAGCUUUAAAUUAUACCCAAAAUUGUAAUACGACUCCUUCAGCGACUUGGUCAGGAAAUUGGAUGCCCAAACGAACAUUACAGGAAUUUGACCCUCUUUUUAAAAAUAUUUCGUCUAGUUCAAAACCUAGUUUAAAAACUAAUACAAAUAAUACUACUACAAGUUCAGCUCAGCAGGUUCCUACUAUUAAUAACGUUGUUGUUACAAGUAAUGAUUACGGUCACAAUGCUGAUAAUGACUUUUUUAGACCUAGUGUUAAUAUUCCUGGUCCGAUAAUUAAUCCUUCGUUGGAUAGUAACAAUGUUUCUACAAUGCCAGCUUUUAAUAGAUUUACUAAUAGGACUAUACCUAGUACUAAUCAUAUUCUUGAAUCAAAUAAUAAUCAGUAUCUUGGUACAAAUAAUAUUCCUGGAAAUUUUGGGAAUACUCCCAUUUCUUCAAACAUUAUUCCAAAUAAUACAAACCAUGUUACUUUUGCGGAGGAUAUCGCUCAAUCGUUAAGAACAAGCUACGCGGAGGUACCUAACAUGCAUAGGACAAAUCCGGAUUAUAAUUUUCCCAAUAAUAAUUUAGUAAGUCAAUAUUCCGGUAGUAGCGGUAACAAUUUUUAUCCUACACCUUCUGGUAACGUUCCUUCAGAUUUAAAUAAUUUUUCAGGCUUUGUUUCUCAACUAAAUAAUAAUUAUAAUAAUUUAGGGGGUAAUACGACUCAGCCGAAAAAUUUUUACACUCCUGAUAAUUAUCCAAAUCUUAACACAGCUUUCACUACUAACGUAGGUAAUUCAUCACAUUUUGGACAAAAUAUUUCAAGGAAUAAUUUAGGUUAUUCGACACAUCCAAAUGAGGUGUCCGAUAAAUGUAUGGCUAAAAAUUCAGAAAUAAAGGUACCCGAUAAAUUUGUAGAUGUGGGUAAAUGGAAGUUAAGUUUUGACGCGACUUCUAGUGUAACAGACUUCCUUGAUCGUCUUGAGGAAAUGCGAAUUUCGAGGAAUAUUUCUGAAACUCAAAUGUUAAAUAGUGUGUCGGAAUUACUGAACGGCGACGUAAAUAUAUGGUAUCGUUUCGCCAGGAGCAAAAUUUCGAGCUAUAGAGAAUUUCAACAAGUUUUGAGGAACACCUUCUUGCCUAGUAAUUACGAGGAGAAAAUUUUAGAGAUUUUGAGACAUCGUACCCAGGCUACGGGAGAAAACGUAGUUAUCUAUGUUGCAUAUAUGGAAGGACUCUAUAACAAAUUGGCUACUAAACCAGACGAGAUUUCGAGGGUCAGACACAUUAAGAACCGUAUGUUGCCAUAUAUUCAAUUAGGUUUGGCUGGAAAACCGGUUAAUACCAUAGAUACCCUGAUUUAUGUCGGUAGAGAAAUUGAGGAGGCACAUGCAAAUGCGCAGGAAUAUCGUACUCCACCUGUUAAUCCUCGUAAUUCUGUCGAACCAGGAUUAGAGUAUAGGCGACCGAACUUAAGGGUCUCUGCCAUUAAUAAUUCAAGACGUUCCAACGGCGGAUAUUGCAAUACGAAUUCUCAAAGUGGUCCAGUAGGUCCUUCGUUUACGGGUACUACUUCAAAUUCUGGAGCAGAGGUAAAUGUCACAGCGUCAACUACCAAUACUAGUCCAUCUUCAUCUGUAGAUGUUAGUGCGGUUCCCACGACUUUAGUUACUAGGGGUAAAUGUUACAACUGUGGUAAGAUUGGUCAUUUCCGAAGACAGUGUGCCCAGCCAGCACGUCCUUUCUGUUAUCGAUGUAAAGAGCCGAAUGUGAAGAUUACGAACUGUCCUAAGUGCUCGGGAAACGAGUUGGCAGGUUAG
Diabrotica virgifera virgifera (western corn rootworm) is the source of this 4179-nucleotide messenger RNA. RefSeq lists its product as uncharacterized. The record is from RefSeq and is a predicted model, not a curated record. The transcript has 2 exons. The coding region runs from base 1831 to 4179 and encodes 782 amino acids. Lineage: Eukaryota; Metazoa; Arthropoda; Insecta; Coleoptera; Chrysomelidae. Gene Ontology annotation, molecular function: nucleic acid binding; zinc ion binding.